This is a messenger RNA of Orcinus orca (killer whale), 1680 nucleotides long. RefSeq names its product very-long-chain (3R)-3-hydroxyacyl-CoA dehydratase 2. NCBI's taxonomy places the organism in Eukaryota, Metazoa, Chordata, Mammalia, Artiodactyla, Delphinidae. Gene Ontology annotation, biological process: sphingolipid biosynthetic process; very long-chain fatty acid biosynthetic process; fatty acid elongation. Gene Ontology annotation, molecular function: 3-hydroxyacyl-CoA dehydratase activity. Bases 61 to 825 code for a protein of 254 amino acids. The record is from RefSeq and is a predicted model, not a curated record. Gene Ontology annotation, cellular component: endoplasmic reticulum membrane. The transcript has a single exon.
CGCAGUGGCCAGUCUGGGCGGAGGUGUUCGCGCGAGGAGAGCGUGCUCCCGGCGUCUGAUAUGGCGGCAGCCGCGGCGACUGCAGCGACGAAAGGGAAUGGGGGCGGCGGGGCCCGGGCCGGGGCCGGCGAAGCCAGCGGCUCGCGAAAGAAAAAGGGCCCGGGGCCUCUGGCCACGGCGUACCUGGUCAUCUACAAUGUGGUGAUGACCGCGGGGUGGCUCGUUAUAGCUGUUGGUCUGGUCAGAGCAUACCUGGCUAAGGGUAGCUAUCAUAGCCUUUAUUAUUCCAUUGAAAAGCCUUUGAAAUUCUUCCAAACUGGAGCCUUAUUGGAGAUUUUACAUUGUGCAGUAGGAAUUGUUCCAUCUUCUGUUGUCCUGACUUCUUUCCAGGUGAUGUCAAGAGUUUUUUUAAUAUGGGCAGUGACACAUAGCGUCAAAGAGGUACAGAGUGAAGACAGUGUCCUCCUGUUUGUUAUUGCCUGGACAAUCACGGAAAUUAUCCGUUACUCCUUUUAUACAUUCAGUCUAUUAAACCAUCUGCCGUACCUCAUCAAAUGGGCCAGGUACACGCUUUUCAUUGUGCUGUACCCAAUGGGAGUGUCAGGAGAAUUGCUCACAAUAUAUGCCGCUUUGCCCUUUGUCAGACAGUCUGGCCUAUACUCCAUCAGUUUACCUAACAAAUACAAUUUCUCUUUUGACUAUUACGCGUUCCUAAUUCUGAUAAUGAUCUCCUACAUUCCAAUUUUUCCCCAGUUAUACUUCCACAUGAUACACCAGAGAAGAAAGGUCCUUUCUCAUACUGAAGAACACAAGAAAUUUGAAUAAUUCCUGCUUCCUGCACACCCCCAGAAACAAACUUUCCAAUGACAAAAGAUGCUGCAGACUUUUUCUGUUCCCAGUACGUUUCAUAGAAAAUAAGUAAGAACUUUUUUUAAAAUACUAAAAAAAAACCAAAACAAAACAAAAACCAAAAUCCAGUGUCACGUGGGCCUGGGAUUUUAUAAAAAACAAAACAAAAGCUGUUACAUAAAACAUCCUUGCUGGUCCAUCUCAGCAUGUUCUUUCCACCAGAAGUUCCCAGUACUUAUGAUGGCGCUGGAAAGGGAUUUGGCGUUUUUUAUCCUCCUGUUUCCUUCAUGUGUCUGAUAAAUAAAGAUCUGUAAUACUAAAUACUUGAGCGUUACAGUCUGAGUAAUGAAGUUGUGCCCGCUCAGUGCCCAGCUUGCAGCAGCUAUCUUGCAGUCUGUAGUGUGUUUAGCAUUCCCUCUCAAAGUGCUUGACUGCAUGCUGGAAGCCAUUUGUCCUCUGGAAUGCUCUGAAGUUAUGGCUGGGACCUUCCCGCCUAUCUAGUGAAUGACUUAUACAAUGUAUAUAUGUCUGUGAAACUUUGGAGUAGUGCCUAUAAUCAGAAAACAGCUAGAACCCUUUUGUUUGUUUUCAGUCGAGUCAUUACUGCCUGCCACUACGAAGUGUGCCUGAAUUUAAUAAGUAUGUGUAUAUUGUAGAGAAGCUACUUUAUCUGGGGCUCAGCCUCAAUCAUAUUUUAACAAAAUGACAGUUCUCAGAAAGGGAAAGCUCAGUCACUAGUCAGCGACAAGUACCUUUCACAGUACCAUUCUCAGAACACCCUUGAGCAAGGUGUUUGCCAAGAGCAAUUCUUACUUAGGGACCUGACGCCAG